AGAGAGAGAGAGAGGGAGAGCAAGAGGGAGUUUAAACUAAGAGCUAUGUUUUGGGAGUAGCUAAUCUGAAGGCGAGCUGAGUGAGGAUCGGAGUGCAUUGUGUGAGUCUGUGUGUGGGGAACAGAUAAGGCAAGACGGCCGCCAGCCCGACAGCUUGUUUUCAUGUGCUGACUCUGGGGAGAUUCAAAAAAAUAUAUUGACUCUUCAGUCGUGUGCCGAGACCCUGGGCACGAGCUCCACAUUUAACCGAGGUGUAACCAAAACACAGGGAAAAAAAGGGACAAAAAGCGCAACCUAAGACAAUAUCAAGCAAACAGCUGUUGAGGAUUGUUUUUUUUCCUCUAUCUCUACCUUUUUUAAUCUGUUCAUUUUUCAUUUUCUUUUUUGCUCGGGACUGACUCCCUGCGUCUCCCUGUAGAGGACGGGAGACAUCUGCUGAGGAAGAGCCACUCGCGAGAAAAUAAUAUUUGCUAAAUCACAGACCGGACGGUGUUGGGGGAAAAAAAGCACUGACAACAACAUGUUUGAAAUCAGCCGGACACUCAAUGCCGCCUUGUUGAGCAAUGAGAUAAUCAGCAACAUGGAGCCUCAGGUGACAAACGGCCCCAGCGCCACCACGGCCAACGGUCCGUCCAGCAACAGCCGCAGCUGCCCCUCGCCAAUGCAGACCGGCUCCAACGACGACAGCAAGACCAACCUCAUCGUCAACUACCUGCCCCAGAACAUGACCCAGGAGGAGUUCCGCAGCCUCUUCGGCAGCAUCGGAGAGAUCGAGUCCUGCAAGCUGGUGCGGGACAAGAUCACAGAGCCACCUCACGCAGUCCAGGCUACCAUCCAACAGCCCUCAGGACAGAGUCUUGGCUAUGGCUUUGUCAACUACAUAGACCCAAAGGAUGCAGAGAAAGCCAUCAACACAUUAAACGGACUCAGACUUCAAACCAAAACUAUCAAGGUGUCGUACGCACGCCCCAGCUCAGCCUCCAUUCGCGAUGCCAACCUGUACGUGAGCGGCCUGCCCAAGACUAUGACCCAGAAGGAGCUGGAGCAGCUCUUCUCCCAGUACGGACGCAUCAUCACCUCACGCAUCCUCGUCGACCAGGUCACAGGCCCCACAGGAGGCUCGCGGGGUGUGGGCUUCAUCCGCUUUGAUAAGAGGAUAGAGGCGGAGGAGGCCAUCAAGGGCCUCAAUGGGCAGAAGCCGUCCGGUGCCGCCGAGCCCAUCACCGUCAAGUUCGCCAAUAACCCCAGCCAGAAGACCAGCCAGGCCCUGCUCUCCCAACUCUACCAGUCCCCCAACCGCCGAUACCCUGGUCCGCUGCACCACCAGGCCCAGAGAUUCAGGCUGGACAAUUUGCUUAAUAUGGCCUAUGGCGUAAAGAGGUUUUCUCCUAUCACUAUUGAUAGCAUGACUAGCCUGGUGGGGAUGAACAUCCCAGGCCACACCGGUACCGGCUGGUGCAUCUUCGUCUACAACCUCUCCCCCGACUCCGACGAGAGCGUCCUGUGGCAGCUGUUCGGGCCGUUCGGUGCCGUCAACAAUGUCAAGGUGAUCCGCGACUUCAACACCAACAAGUGCAAGGGCUUCGGCUUCGUCACCAUGACGAACUACGACGAAGCAGCAAUGGCCAUCGCCAGCCUGAAUGGCUACCGGUUGGGCGACCGUGUCUUGCAAGUCUCCUUCAAGACCAACAAGACCCACAAGUCUUGAAUGCUCCCCGUCCCACCCAAAAAAAAAAACCCUAGCCACUACAACAACCCAACCCUACAGUCGCCCACCACAGCAACACUCGACAGCAACACAACAUCCCCACCACCGACAUCAAAAUAAACUGGAAAUGGCUUAUAACAUUACUGGACCUAUAAGCCAACGUUGCCUAAGUAUUACACAAACACAAAAAGAGAAAUGUUCAAUGAUUUAACUUCAGCCUGUGUUUAUUGGUGCAGGAAUCCUGUUGUAUAUCCUUUGAGUUUAUGUGGAUGUACUCUCUCUUUUUUUUCCUCUCUUCUCAGUAAAACAGUAGCAAAUACCAGUCCCCCCUUGCCCCCUCUUAUUUGAAAGAAGAGAAUGUCCUUUCUUGAUUCAGGAUUUUUUUUGUUUAAUCCGGAUUCCACUGUCGUUAGAAUUAUUCCUCCCGUCAAAAAAAAAGAAGAAAAACACACACAGGGAGGGGGCUCUAUUUGAAAAUAGGUGAUCAUUCAUUCAUUUUCUUUGGCGUAUAUUAAACUAAAAAACCCCUGGUUGACUUAGAAGGGAUGACACCAUCCUUUUUUCUUCUAAUGCAGACAAAAAUUUCUAACAUUUUUUGUUUUGUAUUGCAAGCAAAACACAUGACUUUCCUCACAGGGGUUUGGGAGAUGGGGAGAGGGAAGGGGCGGGGCUAGCUUUCCUGAAGACACGUUAAGUGAUUUAAAAAAAACACUGUUGCCAAAGAGAAGAUCUCUUUGCUUGAAAAUGCGUUUAGAAAAAAAAAUAAGAAUAAAGAGAAGAAAAUCUAUUUUUAUAAAUAAUGAUUAAAAAUAAUAAUUAUUGAAGAAUUUUUACAUGAAUCUGGAUUUGAAAAAAGAGAAAAAUAUUUUGACUGGCUAAUUAGGGGGUGGGGAGGGGGGAGGGGUGCCACCUGAUCUUGUUUGUUCUGCCGUGGGACUUUUUAGGAUCAGACGUUGUUUGUUUUCUGGGAGGGCCAGAUCGGCGACAAGUUUUGUAGAUGGAAGAUGGAUUUUAACCAAGGGAUACCAAUUCUGGCAGGUGAUCUUCGUAAUUUUUCAUAGCAAGUUAAAUCCUCGACAGCGAUACCCAAUAGGAAGGGAAGAGGGUCUUUUAUGGACCUUAUCAUUCUUACAGUCCAGAGCCCAAAGCAUGGAGAAGCAUUGUCCACUUUUCUUUCCACCAUCAGUCUAUGAGAUACCCGUAAGAGAUAUAUUGACAUAUUUACAUUUAGAGGCGCAUUGUUCUGAUUCGGUUUGCUCUUAUUUGUGGUAUUGCAUUUGAAAUGUACUUCCUUUUAGCGAUCAACCGUAGGUGCUAUAUUUCAUUAUUCACAUAUCUUAAAUAUCCAAGUUUGUUGUUCUAUGUGUUGUUUAGAGGAAAAAAAACUUUGGUGUUGGCAUUAAAUUGAGCUGCUGUUUUCUGUUGUUUUUGAUUGUUGGCCCCCCCAUCUGGUUGAACUUUUCCUUGCUGAACAAAAAGCCAGAUGACUGAACUUGGGCCUUGUAAGAAUCACUUAACGAGUUUUCUUUGGCUUGCUGACUUCUAGGUUAAUUGCUGAGUGUGACGCGUUUGUCAAAAUUCAAUACUAAUUAGCUAGUUUUGUUAGUCUAGGUAUUUGUUUCCUUAACGGAUCUAUUACAACUGUGUCUUUAUUUGUUGUGUACAAAUAGAUAAUAUAUAGUCUACUUUUGUUUUACAAUAACUAUAUCUAUAUGAGUUGUCACUGUUUUCUGUUUGAGCUUGUCUUUUUCAUAUGACAACUUUAUGAAGUGAUGUUUCAGUUGCUUAGAAAACUCGUGAGGAAUCCUGUUUAAUAUGUUGUCAUGUCGCUUGUGAAAAAAAAAGAUGAAAAAAAAAUUGGAUUCAAUUUUUUUUUGUUUACCGCUGCGGCAAAGAGAAAUCGAACAAAAAGCAUAAAAAAUAUAACUGUAUUUAUUUAUGGAUUGUUUCAUUGAUUAACUUAUUUAUUUAUCUGGAUUAUUUAUUAAUUUAUCUAUUUAUUUAUUUAUCUAUCUCUCUGUUCCGUUGUCGGUGUUUUCGGCGUGACUCUGGUUCGGGGAGGGGGGACGUUUCUGAGCUCAAAGGGAACCAAUCGACUAGGGGAGACACUCUUCCGUUAGUCCAGUGCACUGAGAACUUUUAGUACAUUUGUGCUUUGUACCAAUAUAUCAAAAUUACAAUAUAAAAAAUUUAAAAGUCGAAAACGAAGAAAAAAUGUUAAGAGGGUUGGUGACGUUCUUCCCUUAUCACUAGAAAACAGUUACUCGCUAUGCAUAACCUAGUUGAUAGUUAAAUUUGCUAUUGCUUUUUUCUUGUCUUGUUAAAACAAAAAAAUCUUUAAAUCUUUUUCAAUAAAAUUUAGUCUUAACAGAAUGUUAUAACAGUUGUUCUGGUUCAAUAUAUCCUGUGAUAAGUUUUGUGUAUUUAAAAAAAGCCCCUUCACGCCCUCCCUCCACACUCUACCAUUGUUUUAUGAUUAAACUUUAUGCAAAAUGUGGGUCUUAACAUUGCUUUCUGUUCCUCAUGGAUUUUUAACAUCCACCACUGGAAGAUCUACCAUGACUAUUUGAUAAUUGAAUGUCCAUUGUUUAAGGAUUACCCGUUGCACUGGACCAAUCAAUGAAGAUUCAAUCAUAUUUUGUAAAGAGAAAUCGUCAGUUUUCAAAAGAAAAAAAUCAUUACAUCUAAAUACUACUACUGAUUGUACUGGUGACAGUUAACGAGAUUGGAAUAUACUGGAGGUAUUUAGGAGAUGAUACCGAUUAUAUAUUUUCUAUAAUGUAAUAUAUUUUGAAAGGAAAUGUAAUGGGAUGGUUUCGGGGUAUAGUCUAUUAGGGUUGCCUGAUGGCCAGAAUGCACUGAGUGAGUUUUGGUCGAGGGUAACUACUCAGACACUGCGUACCACUGUAUACAUGCUCUAUCACUCUCUGUUACUCACAACUCCCCAGCCUAGAGCACGGAACCAGAGCCUAGAGCAUGGUUCUGUCAACGGAAGGGUUCUAAGUAGCAGAACCCUUUCUGCAAGGCCCAGUGCUGUUGGGAGUUUAAAUUAUGCAACGACCCCAGUAGAAUGUUGCUCUGACGUGUGAACACUUUCUUUCGUGUUUUUUUUUUUUUUCUGUUCUUUUCCACUUUUUUUCUCUACUCCUACUUUUCAGCGUAGUAAUGUCUGCAACUGUCUAUCUGUGUAUGUGUGUGUGAGGUGUGAUCGAGACUGUCUGGAAUGUCUGUCUGUGGUAUGUGUCUGUGUGUGUGUGUGUGUGUGUGUGUGUGUUUGUUUGUGUGUGUGUGUGUAGGAGUGAUUGACUUGUGGGGCUACGUCGCUGUGGUCUAUGUCCGACCUCUAUGGCUCUGCCUCUCCCCUGUAGCGCCUUAUAGUGGCAACCAGCCAAUAGCAACUCAACAGUCUGUGUAGGAGGGAAGGUCACGUGAGGAUCAAGGCUCUUGUCAUAUAUCAUUUCCUCCUCAAAACGUGUUUAUUAUGGGAGAAGUCUAUAAAUCCUUAAAAAAACAAAACAAAACAAAAAAACAUGAAAAAAUGUUCACUGGACCUAGCUGGUCUCUCCUAACUUAUGUUAUUACUUACUUAUCAAUUAUGAAUUAUUAUUGUUAUUAUUACUAUUAUUCUUAUUAUCCUUUAUGCUUAUUAUUAAUCAAAUUACUGCGAUGAAUGACUUCAUGUUAUCCUUGCUAGUUUAGGUCAUUUCUGAAACUGGAUACAAAUUAAAAUAUUGCUGUAAAUGUUUUUUCUUUUUCAUAAAACUGUUGUGUUUGAAUUAUUUGUACUUUUGAAUGUUGGGACAAUAAAAUGAGGUGUCGA
This is a messenger RNA of Alosa sapidissima (American shad), 5528 nucleotides long. It is a transcript of the gene elavl4, whose product is annotated as ELAV like neuron-specific RNA binding protein 4. The coding region runs from base 521 to 1708 and encodes 395 amino acids. The transcript is spliced from 8 exons. The record is from RefSeq and is a predicted model, not a curated record. Gene Ontology annotation, molecular function: RNA binding. Gene Ontology annotation, cellular component: ribonucleoprotein complex. NCBI's taxonomy places the organism in Eukaryota, Metazoa, Chordata, Actinopteri, Clupeiformes, Clupeidae.